UCUGUGUUUUUUUAGGCCAACUGGCUGGUUGCAAAGAGCCUUGCUUUGCUAGGUGCCCUGGACCAAGCACUGACCUGCUAUUGUUCCAGCAGUAUGUUGCAUGGAGUGACCCAGGGGCAGAGGGUGGACUGUCCUGGUGGAGAUCGCACAGCUAGCAACUAAGGUGAAAGAUAAUUUCAUGGUGGAGAGCAUCCAAGCCUCUGCUGGUGAGUGGAAGAAAGUUCUUAAAAGACUGUCACUCCACAACAAAUGGGAAUCCGUACGUAUGCUGAUGGGGCUGUCAGCUGUAUCCUAUAGCACUUUGAAUGGCGUAGCGAAGGGCUGCAAAGCAGAUGGUAUCAAUGUGGGUGCGCUUCUCAACUCCCUGAGCGAACAAGCAUUGAACAGCUGGGGAGAGAAACUUGCGGUGGUUCUACUGAAGGAAGGUGCUGACUUGAAAACGGUGUGGAUGAAGAAGGACGACCUGCCCCUUUUGGCCGCACUCACAGUGGGAUUAAGAUGUGGGUCAUUUCAACUGCUCAAAUACCUUUUGGAAAGAUUACAUGCGGAUUUCGAGGCGAAGAACGGAGUGGACGGUAAUGGGGACUCGGCAUACCACAUAGUGGUGAAGUCCGGGAAGGCCAAUACAACAGUUGGAGAGACAGCCGUAAGACUUCUUCUGAACAACGGCUGUCGCUGUGACAUCCGGGACAAGGCCGGCAAGCUACCGUGGAAUACCUUAAUCCCACAGACCAAGUGUGAUCUCCGUGGGAGGUUGGAAGAGCUAAGGGAAAUUGGCAAGACUUGUAUGAAAAACCGAGCGUACGCAGAUGCCUUAAGCAAGUAUUCAGAGGGAAUCAAGCUGGCUGGUAACAGUGGGGAUCUGAAACAGGAUGUAGCCAUCUUGUACAGUAACCGCUCUGCUGUUUACACUAAGCUGGGUAACCUCAAAGCGGCCCUGAAAGAUGCCGAGACUUGUAUUCUCAAUAACCCGUCCUGGCCCAAGGGCUACUGGAGAAAAGGCCAAGUGCUGAAAUCCCAGGGACGAUACACAGAUGCCUUCUUGACAUACCGUGAAGGAUUUGAAUGUGACAAACGUUCGGAGGAGUCUGAAUUGUGUCUUGUUGAAGCUGUGACUGUGAUGAGUCAGAUCAAGGAUUACAAACCAUUUCUGAAGAUGCUUGGAAGAGUGGCAAAACCCAUCAUCUCGUCUGUGAUAAAACGGCUUGCUAAGCAGGCUGAUUGGUGUGCUCUGUCAUUGUUGAUAGUGGGUGGAGCUAAAUCUUUAACCAAGGCAGCCCAAGGGGGGACAGCUGAAGAAGUGAACCUCCAUGAAUUGGUGAGCCUUGUGGAGUCCAAACCGUCCUCUGUACGCUGGCCAUUUAACCUGCUGUUGUCUCUGAUGUUCAUGGGAGCAUCACCAGACACCAUGGUGUUGCAGAAAGGUGAUACGAGAUACCACGCCGCUCUCCGACUGGCAUUGCAUAUGGAGGAUUUGACUAUUUUGGAAAUUGUCAUGAAAACUCGUAAGCGUCAGGAAGUGGCAAAGUGUGUUAACGGCAACAAAGAAAAUCUUCUUCAUGCCUUGGCCAAAUCUCCAAAGAAGAAUUACCAGAUCGGCCAAUCAGCAGCUGACCUACUUAUCCGUCUAGGUGUUGACCGUCACCAGAGAGACGAGCAGGGCAAAAACACCAGCAGAUUACCUCCCCGCAGACUCCAAUCUUGCCCCGAUGUUUGGGAAAAUAACCGCAGUAAAGAAUGGAGAAUUGCCAUCAGAAUGGCGUGGCUGGGUUUUUUUGGUACAUUUUUAGGCACAACGCAGAAGGAGCCAUCACAGAAAGCCAAGAAGAAACCCCCAGUUAGAUCUAGGCCAGCUGAUCCUUGUGAUCGUUGUGUCUCUCACCUAACAGCAUGCCGCAGUCUCCAUCAGAAAGGUGACAGUGUGGCCGCCAUAGAGAGCGCAUGCAAGGUCGUUUGUGAGAAAUGGCACUCUUCAGAGCGUCACAAGAAGCUGAGAGGAGAAAGCGUGGAAGAAAUUUUGACUAUCCUGGAUCACUCGUUUAGACCAGAGAUCCCAGUCUGUAUGCUUGACCUGCCCCAGGAAACAUACAGGGGGCUGAUCAGGCAGCUGGCUAUACGAAAGCGCUGGCUGGUGGUGGAGAGACUUGUGAGUAAGUGGAGAGACAAGCAACCUGGUAACAAGGACAUGGCUGUUGGACUGUGUGUGGGUGACGUGAUUCGCUGUGACCAGCUGCAGAGCAAUGCCCUCUACAGGACUGAGGUAAUCCGUAUCCUGCUGGAUAAUGGAGCAUUUCUGCAAGCCACCCCCGAGAUCACUGAUGAGCCAAUUAGCAUCGCCCUGGAGAGGAAAUAUUUCCGAAUCAUACCGGUUCUUCUUCAGCACGGUGCUCAACCCAAGCGUGUACGCUUGACACAUGGAGAUACCCCUCUUCAUGCAGCACUUAAGGUGGCCUUAGAGUUGGAUAAAGGUAAUUUUGACUUGUUGGAAAGACUGCUAGAGAUGUACGACCAGGAUCAAGAAAAGUAUCCCUACCUUGACCCCCGCUCUUUGGACAAAACCGGUAGCUCGCUGUACCACAUGGCAGCAAAAUGUCGCUACAGCUGUCACGCACAACGUGCCGUGGAGUUACUGUGUGCACGACGAUUACCCGCAGGAGGAAAGGACAGCUCUGGGCGGGUUCCUCUGGACUACAUCAGCAAGCAGAAUGACCGCAGGAGAGAGUAUCUGAGGAUGGCUGCAGGCUACAGUCUGCCCUCAAAGAAAGCUACGUUCACACCCAUGCCAUCCAGUUCUUCAGAGCAAUCAAUGGAUCCUUCAGGAGAACCCUUUUGUCCAUCGCCGACCGCUGAGAAGGGCAAGGAAAUGCCAGAGAAUUCCGCACAGAUCAAGCUGCGGAAGUCAAAGAAAAGCGAGAAGGAGCGAUGCAAGGCGGCGUUGAAAAAGUGGAUCGGAGAACUCAGUGACUUUGUCUUUCAAGAAGAAGACGAUGAUUCCUUUAAAGAUAAGGUAGCAGAGAGAACUGGAUUGGGCAAAGGUGGUGAUGAAACAGAAACAAAGAGAGCAUUGUCCUCUGUAACUCCCGAUGAGAGUGGUGAUGGAUUACAUAUUGUAGAAGACAUUGAACAAGGUUUGGAGGAUUUGGAUGGAGAGGAUGUCGUUCAACAGGACGAUGCCAGUGACGAAAUAAAUGCCGACAUCUUUGACGACUUGGAUUGGGAAGUGGAAUGCACUGCAGAUGUGUGGAAAUUCCUGAAAAAUAAGCGCAUGCCGAUGUUUAUGAAGCAGCGAGCCAUCAAGCGGAUUCAGAAGCUGGCACGAGGUGAGUGGACUGAUUCUCUGACAAAAAUUGUCCACAACAUGCCGGACACACUAAAUCUGUUUGAGGCCAAGAUUUCCAAAGGUGCGCGGAUUCUCUGGGAGCGAGCCAUCGCAUUUUCACCGAAACUUUCUGAAAAGAAUUCCACGCAAGCAGACAUACCUGUGGAAGAACAAGCACAAAUUUACACGGAGGUGAUUCGCGUGUGGGACAUUGUGGUCUUGCACGACAACCUGUACCAUCGCAUUCAGCGAAUCGCACGAUCCCAUGCCCGCGGCAGGGACAGCAUUUUGCUCCAGAAACUUGUCCGCAUCUCUACUCAACAGACAACUGUCCGCGACAACAUCAAUUACUGUAUGCCAGAACUUUUCAUGGUGUCAGAAAAGAACACUGAACAAGCUUUAACCUUCUACCCGCCAGCCAGUCCGAGUGAACGCGAGUACCACAUCGUGAAGUUCUACUCUUUCUCAGCUGCUUUGGUCAACCAUAUUCUUCAUCAGACCGACACCAAGGUUGACUUUCCGUUCAAGGUCACAGACAUGGAGCAUGCCAUCAUCAGUCUGCAGUUGGGAGCCCCAGUGCUACUCUUGGGACGCAGCGGUACUGGAAAAACAACUUGUUGUCUCUACCGCCUGUGGCACGCUUACCUAAGGUACUGGACACAGGCCAGCCAGACAGGUGACCCACUGCUUCCACGCAGUGCCCACUUCACCAGGUGCAAGACUCCAGUCACAGAUGGCGAGGAGAGUAGUGAGGAGGAAGAGAGUGAUGAGGAAGACUUGGAGGAGGAAGAGGAUGACACCAGUGAGUGCGAGAAAGAGGAAGGCCCAGAGAGGGAGGAUGAGGAGGCUCCCGAGGGGGAGGUCCAUAUUCUGGACCACCUCCAGCAAGUGUUUGUGACAAAGAAUGGAGUCCUCUGUAAUGAGGUCAUGAAGAAUUUCCAAGACCUCAAUCACGCGUGCAGUCUGACAAACAAGCGUGCCGAAGGAGAAGAUAGAGCCUUGCCCAACAGGCUACAGGACAUCCCAAACCAUACCUACCCAUUGUUCCUCACCUCACAGCAACUCUUGCUCUUAUUGGACGCAUCGUUGCCAAGCAACCCGUUUUUUGAGAGGGAGGAGGAUGGGAGCUUGAAGAGGGACAUUCGAGGGUGGACCGACGCAGACAGCCCGUUAGCGGUCCUCUCCGAUCUUGACUCGGACUCUGAAGGGGAGGAGGAUGAAGUGGUGGGAGGAGCAGUGGGCAGUCCUAAUGCACACUCCACCCAGCAUCUGGAUCCCCGCCAGGAAGUGACCUAUCAAGUGUUUGCUGAGGAACUGUGGCCAAAGAUAAAGAUAAAAGGGUACCACCCCUCGCUGAUCUGGACCGAGAUCAACUCCUUCCUGAAAGGAUCCUUCGAGGCUCUGCGUUCGUCGUCCGGAAAGUUGACAUUGGAAGAAUACCAGGAACUGGGACGGAAGCGAGCCACGAAUUUCACAGGUGAAAGGGCGAAGGUGUAUACGGUGUUCAAACGGUACGAGGUGCUAAAGAGGCAGCGUGGUUUGUUCGAUGAAUGCGACUUCCUAUUGAAUAUUUAUCGGCGCCUGUGUAAAACGGAGAAGCAGAACUGGGUUUUUCACCAAGUGUAUGUGGACGAAACUCAAGAUUUCACUCAGGCCGAGCUCUGUCUGCUGAUAGGCUUGUGUCAGAACCCCAACGAGAUGUUCUUCACAGGCGACACAGCACAGGGCAUUAUGCGCGGCAUAUCCUUCCGUUUCAGUGACCUCAAGUCGCUGUUCUUUUACGCAAGCCGAUCGCUGAGAGCCAUGGGCAAACACCAGGCUGUAAAAGUACCAGAGAAGGUGUACCAACUGACUCACAACUAUCGCUCUCACGCCGGGAUCCUCACGCUUGCCAGUAGUGUCGUCGACCUCAUGGUGGAAUUCUUCCCCGAAACCUUUGACCAAUUGGGCAGGGAUCAGGGUCUGUUCUCUGGACCUCUUCCUGUCCUGUUGGAAUCCUGCAGUUUCUGUGAUCUUGCAGUUCUGCUCAGAGGGAACCGCCGGCAGACCUCAGAAAUUGAGUUUGGGGCCCACCAGGCCAUCCUUGUCGUGAACGACGCAGCGAGAGAGGCUCUUCCAGAAGAACUGCGACUUGGGGUUGUGCUGACCAUCUUUGAGGCCAAAGGUCUGGAGUUCGACGACAUCCUCCUUUACAACUUCUUCAAAGAUUCCCAGGCCAAGAAGGAGUGGCGUGUAGUGACAGAAUUUCUUCAUCGUCUGUCAGGAGAUGAGACAGAGAAUCCGUCCCAGACUGCAAGUAGUCAUGGUGUGAUGGAGAUAGACACAGAACUGUUGAGUGCCUCGUCCAGCCGACCUUUACCCUUCAACCCUGACCAGCACAAGGUGUUGUGCUCAGAACUCAAGCACCUGUACACGGCACUGACCAGAGCCAGGGUCAACGUCUGGAUAUUUGACGAAGACGCGGAAAACCGUGCUCCCAUGUUUGACUACUUCAAGGCCAGACGUUUAGUCCGUGCCAUUUCUGCUCGUGAGAACCAAUCCGAAGGUCUGACAGACGAAAUGUUUGCCGAAAGCUCGAGCUCUGCAGAUUGGCUGAAGCGUGGGGAUGACUUUAUGAAACACCGUCUGUAUGAAGUGGCCGCCAAAUGCUACAGGAAAGCCAACGUGGAAGACAAGGAGAAUAUUGCUUUGGCCCAUGCAGCUGCACUCAAAGCGACGCGCCUUCAGGAGAACCCUGUGCGGAUGAGAGAGGAGUUUCUGUAUGCCGCAGAGCAGUAUCUGAUCAAGUGCCACAUGAAGGCAGAGGCGGCGCGGUGUCUGAAGAACGCUAAGGAACGCGAAUUGGCAGCACGUCUGUACGACAAAAUGGGAGAGAUGGAGAAGGCAGGAGGAUUGUACAAGAUGUGCAAUCUCAACUACGAGGCGAGUCGGUGUUACGAGCAGCAGGGAUUGUACCGACAAGCCAUCAGCACACUCUGCGAGAUGAACAGCUACGACAUGGCCAUCGAUGUUCUCAAUAGAUACAACAUGAGGCUGAAGGACUACAACUCUAAGGGAAAACCCUUACCUAAGGCUUUGGCGGAAAAUCGCCCAGAACAGACCAUGGAUCGCCUGACGUACAAGGCCGCCGAGUUUCACCGGAAAAAAGGAGACGAGCAAAGAAUGUUGGCGUCUUUAGAGCGUCUGCGAUCACCGGAAGAUCGCAUCAACUUCCUAAUGAAGCACGGGAGACCUCUGCUGGCAGUUAAUGUACUUAAGGAACUGGGCCUUUACUCACGAGCGGCCUCUAUUCUUUUCGAAGAGGGCCAGUACGAUGAAGCAAUGAAGUUCGCUGAAAUGGCCAAAGAUGACGGAGUCGUAAAUCAGUGUCUUCUGGCUUCUUGUCGCAAGAAGAUCGUGGAUGAAGACUUGACCAGCACUCUCCCAGACGACAGUCAAAUAAAGGAGAAGGAAAGCGUUGUCAUGAACUUGAAGCAGUUGAUCACAUACUUCACCUUUACCAGGGAUACCAGUACUGUGGCUGAGAUUCACCUGUUGUUAGGCCAGCUCAACCGGGACGAGUCCAUGGUGAGAGAGUCCUGGUGGAAGUUUGGCAAGUUGACCCCAACCCCUAAUGAAGCUGGGCAAGUGGAAUGCUCUAAAGCUCUUCUGACCAUGGUCAGCCUGAAAGACGACAGUAAGGCUUGCUACGAGUUUGCAAAGAAUGAUCUCCUCCGCUUGCUGAUGGCCUUUAGAGCCAGUUACAGGCCCAGCAAUAACGAAGAGCGGGAGAAAGUCAGGUUGUAUCGGAGGUACUAUGGGCUGAAGAGCGCUAAGAUUGGGUAUUUGGAGUACUAUCCCAAGCACUACCCAAACUGCCGUCUCUUUCUCAGGGAAGACAGGGAAAAAUCUAGAAUAGAUAUUAAGGUGGAAGACGCCAACAGCCAGUUCCAAGCGUAUCUCCUGAAGUUGGUUGAGCUGUGGGUGUUGGAGAUAAGGUUAAGUGUGGAGCUUAUACUCAGUGAGAACCAACAAUGUCCAAAGUUUCUCUCAGGUGAGGGUUGUCAAGAGUCAGCGACCUGUCACUACCUCCAUAAGCCUCAUUCCAAAGAAACUUUCCUCAAUCUGUUCCACUGUCAUCUGAGCCAGGCACAUAUCUGCGCAGAAAUACUUCGAACCUGUCAGGUUGUCACUGAUGAAAGUCUUCGACAUCAACUCCUGAAACUCCUACCGUUGCGAAAUGAACAUGCAUCCCUCGACGAUCUCAUCCAUUUCAUUUUGCCGAAUACGACACACUGGAAGCAUUUUUGUAGCGACGGCCAGCUGCUUGCCUACGUCUUCAGCUCUUUGAGCCACCAAGACCUGCGCCACACGGUGGAUCGAUGGCAGAAUGAAAUGUGGAGGAGUCUCAAGUACAAGGAGAAGAUCUCAACAACAUCUGUGUACGUGGAGGUUUGUAUCUGCUCGGCAAUUUUUCUGCACGAAAUGAAUAAGGUGGAUGCGUGGAUGAAAGAAGCAGAAAAAGCCCCCUCAUUUAAGGCCAAUCAGAAGACGGAUAUGGAAAGAUCCCUUAGCCAGGGUGCAGCUAUGAUUGGAGAUAAAUACAAGGGCCAAAGCUGCUUCAUCUGUUACGCUCGCAGAUUCUUCGAAGCGUUGAACUUAGUAUACCGACCUCAGCCUGAGCCAGUUGAAGCGCUGCUCAAAUUCGGCAAGUUUUUGGCAAUGCUAAGGAACAAAGGUGACACUAAGGUUUUCCCACAUUAUGGCCAGCUUCUGUUUAGCAUGGAGUUUUUUCUGAUGCUUGAUUUCUCGUUGGGUGCCAAGCACAUGGGGCAAUAUUUGAUAGUUCCUGCGAGCUACAUCUCUGUGGUACGCUUUAUGGAUCAAUGUUUUGCAAAGCAAAAAUGCCAGUCCCUCUUUAACGUGGUCAAAUCUUCAAAGCUUAAUAAGCGUCACCAGAUUCUCCUGGACAAAAUCAGCACCAUGGUGGAUAUACUAAUAGGUAAGGAAACGAAGGGGAAAGGACAGGGAUUCAGUUUGCUAAAGGAUAUGUUGCAACCGUCAAGUCCCCACAUUGAGUCUGGUAUCGCUGAACGCGGUAUGAUUUUCCUCUUGACCUUGCUGAGCAAUGUGUCUUUGAUGGUCCUCGAGGAUCAUCAAAGUGACCUCUUACAAGCAGUGCACAACUCUCUUCCUGGCCAGACCAAGCUACCCCAGCGUCUGUUGUCAGUCAUUUCCAGGACUCGCAAAUCCGUGGGGCAGAAGGACAUUGUCAAGACGCUCCGCGAUGCGCUGAGAGAAAAAAACGACGAAGAUCUGCUGGUGUGCCGAUGGGUGGUCGAUGCAAAGAAGAAAGAAAGUCUCAGUCUGGAAAUAGUGGAAGAAAGCACUGUUUGGGAUGAACUGCCGAGUGAGUUUGGGACAGGCCAGUGGCAGGAGAAUACAUACAACUUCAGUGACCUGAAAGUGAAGGAGCCUACUGAAGAUGAAGGACUGGGAAUGAGUCCUGAGGAAAUGGAGAAGCAGAUGGAAGAAGAGAGGAAAGAGAAAGCAGCACGAGUCUUGUUGAAGUUCUUUAAGUUUGUUCGAUUCAAAAUGCGUGCACAAAUGGUCAGUGUCUGCUUACAGGAUUAUCUUGGAAACCAUGUUAGCAAUCCCAGGUUUCCAGCGUACUUACAGGAAAUUUUCCAGCGAUGCACAGUGGAUGAAAGUAUGUGUGGCAUAUGUGGUGUUCAGUUCCGACCUGUUGACGACGUUGAUAUGAAUGAUAUGACAGAACAAAGUCCAGUGAAAAUGCAUGGUUACAGCAACCCUUUUGCACCUAGUUUCUCUGAAGCUUUGUCCGGGAAACAGCGUCCGACACGAACGAUGCAUAUUGGAUCGGAAGAUCACCUCGCCAAGGAUCAUGAUUACCGGCUUCUCUGUGAAUUCAUUCAUGCUGAAGUCACCCCUGUGUUGGGUAAAGUCCGAAAAUACUUAAAACGGUCUGGGCAUCUCGACAGUGAACUCGACAUAAGUCGCCUGGCCAAACUUCAAGAUGAACUCUGGCAGGAAAUAAAACAGUUGUCGGAGUCUCGCACGUGGAAAGAGACAGAGAAAUUGAAUCGGCUGACUAGGAAACUGUCUAUGCAGUUCACCAGCAUGGGGCAUGACGUUCACGUUGACGCCACAGAUGGCAAGCCCUCCGAGAAAGAGAAACGACCUAGCCCGUCCGCCGCAGACGCGUCUUACACUGAAAUAGAGCUAGUUGUCGACGGACCGGAAAUUUGGGAACCCAAAGGGCGCCGUGCAAAAAAGAAGUUGGCCAAGAAGCGAAAGAAAGAGAAAAACUGACCACGAGGAAGCAUCAGUGCCAUUUUCCUAUUGUUGUUUCUUUAUUCAGUCAAAUGACACAUUUGUUACUUCAUACGCACUUGCUUUUGCCACACACUUGUUUGUCCAGCUAUUGGUUAUGUCCAUCUAGAUCUAGUUUUGAUGCUGUAUGCUAGAAUAUGUUUUCAGUGUUUCUUCGACAGGCUCAGUGUGCACCAGAGGCUACAGACAAACUACCUGUGAGCCCCAGAGAGCCUGCUUGCAUAACACUGUAGUCCGCACCGCCUGUGUAACAUCUUGCUGCCAGGUGCUAUUUCUCGUAUUCCCCAAAAAGCUGUGUUAUUUUUUCAGCUUAAGACAGGUCUGCAGCUAUACACUUAGUCCCAAAGUAGGAUAGGUUUCUAGUUCCUUAUCUAGAGCAUCAGGCAUUGGUGUUGAAAAGGUCGUGCAAGCACGUUAUUUAGUGACAAGCCAUUUGUAUAUUUCCUUUCUUUGAAGACAACUUCAAAAAACUGGGUUUUUCAGCCCCAAAACACAAUUUUCGCCGCAUUGUUACUCUUGAUGGACUGUGUAAUAUUGUUUAGUCCCAUAGAACUUUCUCCUUACGGUAACUCAUUUAAUCAAGCAUGUCAUUCUCAGAGAGUUGCGUGCGCAUAUCCUCCACUAAUUAAAAUACAUUUUUGCUUUAUACACGAUAAUGCUAAUUACGACAGCUAUAACACAUUGUGCCUUCUAGAAAACUUAUUUUCAAGGAUUUUGUGCCUUUUUACGCUGCUGUUUUCUCUUUGUACACUGAUACAUAUAGAUUUUUGUUUUCAGUGAUACACUUCCGUUUAUCAUUUGUACUGUUUUUUUACAUCAGUUUUCCUCUCCUUUUUUUUUUGCUGUGCUCACAUAUGCGCUUAAUGAUUUGGUCUCUCCUUUUACUCAUGAAGGUAAGGUUUUAUUCUGCAUCCUUAGCUGAAAGGUCUGGUAAAAGAUUUGCUUAGGGGAAUGGGCAGUGUUUCCAUACACACGUGUUACAUGCUAGGUGCAUUUCGCUGAACUUGGUAACCUCCAAUUGUAAUUAUUGUUCAGAAAUUACCAUCACUUGGUGGUGCUACCACAAGGCGUUGAGACUUACGCAAAAAGAAGUGGUUUACAAAAGAAAAAAUUCAAAAGAAAUUUAUGAAACGGUUGUUGACUGAUGGAAGUUUUAUGGACGUGGGUGUAAGCUAUUUCUCACUCUGUAUUGCUUCAUGCUCAAAUCACAAUGCUUUAUGGUGAUUGUGUCUCUUUUUGUAUUUACAUGAUACUGCAAUGUCAUUUUCUCAAAGAAAUAAAACUAUUUUCC
Molecule: messenger RNA, 10943 nt
Organism: Liolophura sinensis
Lineage: Eukaryota; Metazoa; Mollusca; Polyplacophora; Chitonida; Chitonidae
Product: TPR and ankyrin repeat-containing protein 1-like
Exons: 20
Coding region: 179-9631 (3150 amino acids)
Molecular function (GO): metal ion binding; ATP binding; protein binding
Source: RefSeq, a predicted model, not a curated record